UACAGCUGGGAGGCUACGGGUCACAACUAAGAUGCAUUGGCAGAGCUGCUGGGAAGCUAACCUGCCUCCUGCCCACUCUGUGCCUGUCUCUAGCUAGUGAGAUCAAUCGCCUGAGUCCCCAAGUGAGUUUGACAAGGCGUAAGGAAGGCAAAGUAAGCACCAGUAGAGACAGCAUGUGGGAAACAAGAGGAAGAGCGUGUGGGCCCUGCGCUCUGGUUAGGUGGUGGCGGAUGCUUGUUCUGCCUUGUUACGUGUUUGCUGUAAAAAUAUUUCCCCUUUAAGGCUUGGCUGAAGUUAUUUAUACUUGCGGGGUGGUGACAGCAACAGAGAGCAGCAACAGGAGCACUGACUGCUCUUACCUGCUCAGCAAUGACAGGGGGUGGGUGAGGGUGGGAACCAGACCAGAGAGGAAACCAAGGAGAGAAUGAGAAGGAAGGAGACGUGAGAGAAGGAGCUAAAGGAGAAAAGGGAGGCAGGACACCAAUAAGCAAGAAGGAGUGAGAGAACUGGAGGAGGGAGGAGAGAAAAGGGCGGGAGUCUGAAGCGAAGUCAGAACAGAGAGAAAGGGGGAGAGAAAACAGCAAGUGGGGAGGGAGGAGAGGAGAGAGGGAAGUAACGAGAAGCGCAGUGGGGAAGAAGAGGCAGCGGGCUCUGGCUCCUCCGAUGACAAGUGCAGCUGGCUGGUGCUGAGUGGGGGAAGCCACUCGUGGGGGCGGUCAGUGCUGCGCUCUCUUCUCCACUCCCAAGAUGAUGAAGAGGCAGUUUAAUCGGAUGCGGCAGCAGCUCUCCUAUCCCGGCAUCACAGGACGAGCCCAAGAAACAGCCGAGUUCCUGACUGAAGACUUGCUGCAGAUUGAGCAGAGAAUCGAGCCCGCCAAACGGGCAGCACACAAUGUGUCCAAGAGGCUCCAGGCAUGCCUGCAGGGGCAGUGCGGUGCAGACAUGGAAAAACGAGUGAAGAAGCUGCCCUUGAUGGCUCUUUCCAUCACUAUGGCUGAGAGCUUCAAAGAACUGGACACCGAUUCCAGCCUCGGGAGAGCUCUAGAGAUGAGCUGCUUCAUACAAAGCAUGCUGGCCAAAGUCCUGUCUGAGUUUGAAAUCACCUUAGAGAGAGACGUCCUACAGCCUCUGAAUAAACUGAGUGAGGAGGAGCUGCCUGUCAUCCUGAAACACAAGAAGAAUCUUCAGAAGCUGAUCUCGGACUGGAACUCCAUCAAGGGCAGGCUGAACCAAGCUGUCAAGAACUCCAGUAACAGCGCUGGUGCUGGCCCCAGCCCUGGGGGGUCGUCCGCUGCCAUCAAACUGGAGAACCUGAAGGAAGAGGAAGAGGAGGUGAAGCGAAGGGUGGAGCAGUGUAAGGAUGAGUAUAUGGCUGACCUCUAUCACUUCUCCACCAAGGAGGACAGCUAUGCUAACUACUUCAUCAAACUGAUGGAAAUCCAAGCUCAGUACCAUCGGAAGUCUCUUGAAUCUCUGGACACAGUCUUGGCGGAGUUGAAGGAGACCCACAGCCAGGCAGAGCCCCCUUUCCCCGUGGAUACCCCAGUGUCAGGGUAUUAUGGGGUGCCAUUGGAGACGCACCUGAGGACUUUGGGUCGGGAGAUUGCCCUCCCCAUUGAAGCCUGUGUCAUGAUGCUGCUAGCGUCGGGCAUGAAGGAGGAGGGACUCUUCAGGUUGGCCGCGGGGGCCUCGGUGCUGAGGAAGCUGAAGUGCAGCUUGGCCAGCGGCUCCAAUGCACUAGAGGAAUUCUACUCUGACCCACACGCUGUUGCAGGUGCACUGAAAUCCUACCUGCGAGAGCUGCCCCAACCCUUGAUGACCUUUGAACUCUAUGAUGACUGGUUUAAAGUAGCCUGUUUCAAGGAUCCAGAGGGCCGUCUACAGAGCCUCCAAGACACCUGCAGCCAGCUCCCCCAAGACAACUACAACAACCUGAGGUAUUUGAUCAGGUUUUUAGCUAAGCUGGCUGAACAUCAGGAAGUGAAUAAAAUGACCCCUACCAACAUCGCCAUCGUCCUGGGCCCCAACCUGCUGUGGUCACAGCAGAGCAAAGGAGACCCAUUACAGCUAGACCUGGCCUCCGUGUCCUCCAUCCAGGUGGUGGGCAUUGUGGAGGCCCUGAUACAGAAUGCCGACACUCUCUUCCCUGGAGAGAUAGACUUCAAUGUUUCGGGCAUGUUCACUCCCCGCCCAGAGAUCAAACCCAGUGAAGCCCCUUCAGUGGAAGAGCCCUCACCUCAGCCCCUUCCUGCCAGCGCUCCCUCUCUAACACCUGGAGAAGAAGCCAGAAGAGACCCCAAGACGUCCUCUGGUCCAGUCUCCCCAAAGGCGACCAGAACUUCUCCUGUGGCUGUGGGCCCCUCGGCUGAUGACACCACACGCAAAAUGAAGCGAGCUGCCCCAGUCCGACCCAUGGUGCCCCCACCACAGGUGCAACCUCGAAUUCAAACGCCCACACCUCAAAACCCACCUGUGCCUGAGAGCACUGCCAUCCCCAAAGUCUUCCCUCGCCGAACGGUGAGUGGGUCUGUGCGAGCUCCCGCUGUCCCACCUCCACUUCCACCCCAGCCUGCCGGACGCCAGAGUCGAGGUGCUCCACUGUCCCCCAAGUUGCCUCCAGACACCAUGAGGGAUGAGGCCUCUGCAGCUGGCCAACCUCCUGCACAUAGUGACAGUACAGAAACCGCUGCAGACUGCACCCCAGAGGUAGAAGGGCCAGAGGAGCCAUCAUAUACAGGAGGGCCAAGCUCUUCAGCCAUACCCCAGCCAACGGUCCAGUCUCCAGAAAAUGACUGGGCUAUAGCAUUCAUCCGUCACGCUUCCCCCACCUCCCGCGGUGAUUGGAGGGCACUGGCCAGCCCCUUCCAGGUGGCCGGGCCGCGGGACUGCCCAUCAGGCCGAGUGCGCGCGCUGAUAGGCGGUGGCGCUCCGCUCAGCGGUGACGUCAUGCCCGCGGGAGAAAGCGGCAUGGCGGCCUGCAGGCGGCUGAGCGGGGCGAGCGCGCGGGAGGUGCUGGGCCCGGCGCGGGGGCUGCUGUUCGAUUGCGACGGGGUGCUGUGGGCCGGCGAGCGGGCGGUGCCCGGCGCGCCCGAGCUGCUGGAGCGGCUGAGCCGCAGCGGGAAGGCCACGUUCUUCGUCAGCAACAACAGCCGGCGGUCGAUCUCCGAGCUGGAGCAGCGCUUCAGCCGCCUGGGCUUCCGCGGCGUGCGGGCCGAGCAGGUCUUCAGCUCCGCGCUCUGCUCCGCGCUCCUCCUGCGCCAGCGGCUGCUGGGGCCCGGCCGGGUCUUCGUGCUGGGCGGGGAGGGGCUGCGCGGGGAGCUGCGGGAGGCCGGGCUGCGCCUGGCUGGGGAGGGCGACCCGGCCGGCGGGAAGGACGAGCCGCCGGUGCGCGCCGUGCUUGUGGGCUACGAUGAUCAGUUCACCUUCGCUAAGCUGUCCGAGGCCUGCGGCUACCUGCGCGACCCACAGUGCCUGCUGGUGGCCACCGACCCUGACCCCUGGCACCUGCUCAGCGACGGGCAGUGCACCCCGGGGACAGGGAGUCUCAUGGCUGCAGUGGAAACAGCCUCAGGGCGCAAGGCGGUGGUGGUGGGGAAGCCAAACACGUAUAUGUUCGACUGCAUUGUAGAGCGCUUUGGUGUGGACCCUUCCAGCACCCUCAUGGUGGGCGAUCGGCUGGAGACAGAUAUCCUGUUCGGCAAGAACUGUGGGCUUGCCACAGUCCUGACCCUGACUGGUGUGUCCCGCCUGGAGGAGGCACAGGCCUACAUGGCCAGCGAGAGCCCUGCAGCAAAGGACCUGGUGCCCAACUACUAUGUGGACAGCAUUGCAGACUUGAUAGCAGGCCUGGAUGAGUAGGGGAUGGGGUGGAGUGGGGGGGGGGGGUGCCAAUCCCAGUCCCAGUUCAGAUUUCCACCCAUUCCCAUUCUUCUCUCCCUUCUUUCUCAAUUCUUGGCUCUACCCAGUCCAGUAUUUAUGCAUUUAUUUUGCAGGGGGGGCAGGGUGUGAGUAGUUGUCUUUCCUCCUUUAUCCUGCCAAGAACAAAACUUGCCUGAUAGAACCCUUCCCCUCCAGUUAAACCUGCUACCACUGACUCAAAAGGAGAACUGGAAGCCUUGUGUUAAAAGCAGGGCGGGGGCAUGUGCAAGCCAAACCGGUGUCUGGUUGCUCCCCAGUGGGGUGAGGGCAGGCUGUCUUAUUUUUCUUUUGUAUAUAACCAGUGGCGGCCUUUUAUUGCUAUGCCCUCCACUCUCUGUGGAAGAAAGUGUAGGGAAAAGGCUCUUCUGGCCAGACCAGUGAAGUGUAUCAGUACUGAACUGUGUAGCUUUUGCCUGUGUCUGAUGGGUUGUGAUCCCACUACUACAGUGGGAAAGGGAUCUGUGUCCAUACCUCACUGCUGUUGUGUGGCUGUGCACGAGAUAGUGUUGGUAUUGUCAGUACUGUGAACAUGCCACAGCCCCGGAAAUCAUUCCUUGCUGCUUUGUCUUUUUACAAUUUUAUUUAUGAAUUAACUUAUUUAUGGAAGUGUUUGUAUAAAUUAUUGCUGAUUGGCUGUGCUGGGGGUGGGGACGGUGCCUUUGGGCCCCACUCACUGCUUCUGUCCCAUAGUGUUGUGAUUCUUCGACAGUCGCCAUUUUUCAGUAUAUAAUAAAGUGCGAGUGUGAGCUGGAA
Messenger RNA from Chelonoidis abingdonii (Abingdon island giant tortoise), 4671 nucleotides. RefSeq names its product SH3 domain binding protein 1 (gene SH3BP1). The record is from RefSeq and is a predicted model, not a curated record. Gene Ontology annotation, cellular component: intracellular anatomical structure; cytosol; cytoplasm. Gene Ontology annotation, biological process: positive regulation of GTPase activity; regulation of Rac protein signal transduction; regulation of actin cytoskeleton organization. Gene Ontology annotation, molecular function: phosphatase activity; protein binding; GTPase activator activity. NCBI's taxonomy places the organism in Eukaryota, Metazoa, Chordata, Testudines, Testudinidae.